UGUAUCUCUUAUAGAUAUAAUGGAUCUGUAUGUGCAAGUCUGUUUUCUCCUAACUAUAUUUUCCCAGGGGUUUGCUGGGAAAGAAAUAAAUCCAGUAUAAAGCCACUUAGCUUUGUCCAGUAAGUAUUGGUCUCAGAAGCUCUCUAAGGCUGCCGAUGGAUCCACCAUUUUGACAACAUCUUAUCGGUUUCCUAGCAGUAUGACACUUGAUAAGCAACCAACACCAGAUAACUAUAAACUGGUUCAGUCUGGCCUGGUUCCCGUGGACUGUAGUGAUGUUCACAGGGUCUGGCCGAGGGCUCCCAGUGGCGUAUACCGUAUAUAUCCGGGAGGAGGUCAAGGUCACAGUGUAUAUUGUGACAUGACCUUGGACGGGGGAGGAUGGACGGUAUUUCUAAGAAGAAUGGACGGUUCUGAAAAGUUUAAUAGAAAGUGGGAGGAGUAUCAAAGAGGAUUUGGGAAUGUCUCAGCCGAACAUUGGCUAGGAAACCAGAUAUUACAUGAAAUAAUCGUCCACGGGCUGUAUGAAUUAAGAGUCAACUUGGAGGAUUUCGCCGGCAACAAGAGAUUUGCUAAGUAUAGCCACUUCCGGAUUGGAAACGAGGCUGACGGAUAUCGUCUAACUUUGUCUGGCUAUAUAGGGAACGCAGGUGAUUCGCUAGAUACUGCUAGAGGCCAGAAAUUUUCCACUUAUGACAGAGAUCUGGAUUCUGCAUCUGGAAACUGUGCUGUGACUGGUAGAGGCGGUUGGUGGUAUAAGGCUUGUUACAAUGCUCUCCUAACGGGCGUUUACUACAAAAACACGUCAAAUGUACCCAGGUGGAAGGGAAUUUUGUGGCCCACGUGGAAAGGAAUAUACUACUCACUCAAAUCUGCUACAAUGAUGCUGAGAAAGCAUCAAAUGAAAAGAAAUAACUAAACAGAGAGAUUUAUUUUUAUGUGUUCUCUUACUUCGAAGAAAAUUUGUACUGAAAAAAAAACUUUAAAACGAGCAUUGUAUAAACAAUGCUUGAAAUGUUAUCAGAUUUGGAAUUUAUUGAAUUGAAAUUUUCACAGCUGUUUAACAGCUAAAUAUGACGACCAGUAUAACAACAGUAAUAAAUCUAUCUAAAAAGGAUAUUGGAUGCAUAUUAAAGUCACAGAUGUAUCCUUAUUGAUAUUUCCUGCAGC
Messenger RNA from Magallana angulata, 1170 nucleotides. Its product is annotated as fibrinogen-like protein 1. The transcript has 6 exons. The record is from RefSeq and is a predicted model, not a curated record. NCBI's taxonomy places the organism in Eukaryota, Metazoa, Mollusca, Bivalvia, Ostreida, Ostreidae. Bases 200 to 919 code for a protein of 239 amino acids.